GUAUACCGCUGGCUUUUAUCAGACAGCGUCCCGUUAUCAACACUCCUCAAAGCCAACUAUAGCAGAGGAUAGCUCUCUGUUUGUGUUGUGGAGAACUGAGAGGGAAAGACACCUUCAUGUGUUUGUCGCAGUGAAGAUAAGGAUGGCAGGUAGGGGCAGGCUGGUACCCUGUAUGUGUCUGGGGCUGUUUGGCGUCUUGUGCUGGGUCUGGGUCUCCUUUGCCUCCUUUCCUGAUGACCAACUUCCCCUGGAGGCCAUGGAUGCAGUGGACCGAGGAGCCUUUCAGCCCCAGAGUGCUCUCGCAGACAUGGAGUUCGCCUCCAUCAGCUCAUACCGAGGUCCUGGCAACUAUGACCGCCGCAGUAACAAGGAGCUGCCCAUUCUCCUGUGGUGGAGCGGAGGACUGUUCCCACAUUUUCCUGGAGACACCGAGCGCAUCGACUGUGCUACGUCCUCCUGCCUGGUCACAAGCAACCGCAAGGUCCAGCUUUACAAACGGACAGCAUCCAUCAUCUUUUAUGGAACAGACUUCCGGGCAUAUGAGGCGCCACUCCCUCGUCUCCGUCACCAGACCUGGGCAUUGUUCCACGAAGAGUCACCCAUGAAUAACUACGUGCUUUCUCAUGGACCAGGAAUCAGGCUGUUCAAUUACACUGCCACAUUUCGCAGGGAGUCUGACUACCCUCUCACCCUGCAAUGGCUACCCACUCUGGACUAUUUGCUGAAUCCUGUAGUCGUGUCCCUGGAGGAGAAGAACCGGCUGAGGAGGGAGGGCAUGGCCCCUGUGCUCUAUAUGCAGUCUCACUGUGAUGUGCCGUCAGACAGAGACAGAUAUGUCCAGGAGCUCAUGAAGUACAUCAAGGUGGACUCUUAUGGGAAAUGCUUGAACAACAAACCUCUACCUGAACAUCUGAAGGACACAUCCACUGCUACCGGCGAGGAGCCCACCUUCAUGGGUUUUGUUGCUCGCUACAAGUUCCAUCUAGCACUGGAGAACGGCCGGUGCACAGAUUACAUGACAGAGAAGCUGUGGCGGCCUCUCCAUCAGGGCUGCGUGCCUGUCUAUCGAGGCUCCUCUGUGGUGGCAGACUGGAUGCCUAACGACCAUUCUGUCAUCAUCAUAGAUGACUUCCCCUCACCAAAAGCUCUCGCUGACACCCUCAAGUUUCUGGAUGAGAAUGAUAAUGAAUAUGCAAAAUAUUUAGAGUUCAAACACCCCAGCCGUGUUACCAACUCUCGUUUGCUGGAGGCUCUAGAGACCCGCGAGUGGGGGGUUAAUGACAUGAGCAAACCCAACUACUUGAAUGGAUUUGAGUGUUACGUGUGUGACCAGGAGAAUGCACGACUGGCAGCAGAACGAGCAUACAGAAAGGCUCCUAAGAAGAACCAACCUCCUCAGCCAAAAAUGGCUGAAAAUUCUCAUAUGGGAUGCCCCCUGCCCAGUCCGGGGUACGGAGAUGUCCAAGACUUACCUGCAGAUGAUGGAUGGUUGCAAAUAUGGCCUCAGGAUUACUGGCAGAGCCUGGACCAAGCUGAGGGGCUGGAGUCUCUGAUAAGACAUAACGAGUCAGACCCUUCGCUGCUGUGGAAGCACAUCCAAAACAUUGCUGUGAGCAGAGCCAGAGGAAAACACUGACACAAGCCUCAAAACAAACCGAGGAUGGAGCACAUCCAGGAUUACAGGAGUGUCCUAUAUUAUGCAUCCUCUCUGUUUAAACGAGGGAAUGAAGCAGAAUGACUCAUAUUUUUGCACCUGAGCCAAAACUCCUUUACCCAUAUGAGCAGUUUAGUUAUACUAUAACAGAUUUUUAUAUUGAUAUGACCUACUUUUGUCCCUUUUGCCAAGUUCAGUAAUGGGAAAAUAAUGUUUUAAAAUGUUAUAUGCUAAUAUUUUCAAGUCGUUUUAUUACCGUAACUGAGGUGCCAUCAUUGCCCUUUAACCGCCUUACAUUGUUAACAUUAACUGCAUGCAGUGCAGUUGCUCCACAGAGGCACAUUCUCAUGGGAGGCAGGUUUUCAUUGGACUGGGGCAGAGCCAAAGACUUCUGUACCAAACUCUGAGCUCUGUCUAACUGUUUGUGAAAACCAUCAAGACUGGCCAAUGAACAACACUAGCUUUUUUUUUUCUUUUUCUUUUUUUUACAGUUACUCAGCAGGUAACUGAUGGUUUUUAGCUAAAGUCACAUUCAUGUACACAGCUAUUUUAAGUGACUAUGCAAGCAAAGUAUUAUUUCGCCCAGGGGUGGAGAAAGGCAACUGUAAAGUCAAGCACAACUCCCCAGAGGGAGAUCACCACUACAUUUGCAAAGUAGUUCUCAGGAACAGCUCAUCUAAUGGACAUCAUGUGAUUAAUACUUUAUAAUAUUACUCUAUUUUCUGUUACAUGAUGCGAAGAUCAUCAGUAUGUGCAAUAACUUUCCAAAUCAUGCUUUUCUUAAACAUGUAACUGCUUGAAAUCAUCCUGUGUGUCUACUAGCACACUAACUUUUGUAAUCACAUAUUUAUACCAGCGUUGUAUAAAUCAGUUUAUUUUGUCAACAAAGCAUUAUACAUGUGAACACACUAUUUUGUAACUAGAAGAACAAAACAAGUAAACAUUUUGUAAUAAGUCA
Molecule: messenger RNA, 2612 nt
Organism: Scomber japonicus (chub mackerel)
Lineage: Eukaryota; Metazoa; Chordata; Actinopteri; Scombriformes; Scombridae
Gene: pofut4
Product: fucosyltransferase 11 (alpha (1,3) fucosyltransferase)
Exons: 5
Coding region: 143-1636 (497 amino acids)
Cellular component (GO): Golgi membrane
Molecular function (GO): alpha-(1->3)-fucosyltransferase activity
Source: RefSeq, a predicted model, not a curated record